Messenger RNA from Scutellospora calospora, 202 nucleotides. The record is from the annotation of a GenBank genome assembly. NCBI's taxonomy places the organism in Eukaryota, Fungi, Glomeromycota, Glomeromycetes, Diversisporales, Gigasporaceae.
AUUAUUAAUGAGUAUAAUCAUCAACAAAAAUCUGAUAUGAUACUUUUUGAAGAACAAAAAAAAUUUACUCCAGAAAUAAUUGAAGAUAUAAAGUUUCUUACAACUCAUUCUAUACAACAAUUUCAGCCAACUACUAAAUUAUUAUUAAGUGAUGCAUCUUCAAUAUCAAACUGGUUAGAUAUUCAAAAAGAAGCUAAUUCAU